AUUGGGAGCCAAUGAAGUGACUUCAGUGCUGCGCAAAUAUGUUUAAUGUCCUAUGUUUGUUUAAGGAGACUGCUUUAAGGAAGCUGCACUAUUUCUUCUUCUUGAGGAAAGGCACCACUCCCUACCUGUUGGUUAACAACAAGCAGAAAAGCCUGUUUGGCACAGUAACUAAAUCAAGAAAGAAAAGGAGGAAGAAGCACUAUGAUAUUCACUUCAGCUAAUGACACAGAACCUGAAGUCUCUUAAUGUUCGAACAAUGAUUAAUAUAACACUAAGAAAACGCUACUUCCAGAUGAAGAGAGUCAACCUUUCGGACAACAUUGAGAAAUCAUGAAGUUAUUUUUGUUGAUUGCCUUUUGCCACGGUUUAUUUGCAGUGAAACAUUCACUGAAGAAUUUGGUCACCGGAUCCUAUGGCAUUCCAAUCAUCCCGGAUUUUGUGGGUGUGUUGUUAGUUGAUGACAUUCAGACAGGUUACUGUGACAGCAGUCAGAAAACGUUCAAAAUACAACACGACUGGGCAGAGAAAAUAUUAGAAAACGACCCACAGCAGAAGGGCUACUACAAUAGAAAGUGUUUUGAAGAAGAACCAAACAAGUUCAGACAGCUGAUUUCUAGUUUAAAGGGGGAAAGUGAAGGUGUCCACAUUUUACAGAGGAUAGAUGGCUGUGAAUUGGAUAAAAAUACUGGAGAAGUGGCUGGUGUGUUACAGUAUGGUCAUAAUGGAGAAGACUUUCUUAGAUUUGAUCUAAAAACUCUGAAAUGGAUCGCACAGAAACCAGAAGCUGAAAGUAUCAAACAAACAUGGAACGCUGAUGUAGCUAAAAAUAAUUAUUAUAAAAGUUCGCUCACUGGGAUUUGUCCUCAGUGGCUGAAGAAGUACUUGGACGCUGGGAACAGCAGCCUGCAGAGAAGAGAUCUUCCUUCAGUCUCUCUCCUCCAGAAGACUCCCUCCUCUCCAGUCAGCUGCCACGCUACAGGUUUCUAUCCUGACAGAGCUGUGAUGUUCUGGAGGAAAGAUGGAGAGAAGGUUCAUGAAGGUGUGGAUCCUGGAGAGAUUCUCCCCAACAAUGAUGAGACCUUCCAGAUGAGUGUUGAUCUGAAUGUUUCAUCACCUGAAGACUGGAGAAGAUACGAGUGUGUGUUUCAGCUCUCUGGUGGUGAUGAACACAUUGUCACCAAACUGGAUAAAACAUUAAUCAGAAGAAACUGGAAGGAAAAAAAUGACAAAAAGACGAACAUUUUUGCCGUGGUUGUUCCUGUUCUUCUCAUCCUCUGUGCUGUUGGAGUUGUUGUUUAUAGAAAGAGGAGAGGUGUCAUCUAGUAGAUCUUCUUUAGAGAAGGUCUCAGAAGAACAGAAAAAAGGAGCUCGUGUGUGAAACGUCUGUUUGAAGAUGGGCUUCUGAUGUCCUGAUGAACUCCAACGUCCAGUUGCACAUCCAUGAGUCAAAUCAUACGGUAGUCAGUCAGACACUCAGCUGUAGUUCCUUAGCUGUUCUGUUCCUGGCUCCCAAACUUAGCGACAGGUCACAUCUAACCUAACCUGCUCCAGAACAGGUUAGGUUAGUUUAGAAGGCUCCGUUUGAGAAUGACUGGAACAGACAGCUCCUCCUUUUCAUCCAUUUAUUGUUUAUAUAUUUAUUUAAGAUGAUCAAACUUUCUACCCUUCAGUGUUGUGUGUGUCAUUAAGAAAAUUUUAUCUUGUCACAGUGUCAUGUUGUGAAUUUAAAUAUAAAACCUGUAAUGAGCACAAGACUAAAAGUGAAACUAGAUGUAAAAAAAAAACAAAAACAUUUUAUUUAAAUCAGUGUGAAAUGUUUUCACUGCACAGUCUUCGUAAUGUCACCCAGAGUUGGCUGUAGAUUAUACACCAAAUAUUUACAGUGUUUCAGGAAAUCAAAAAAGAUUAGUGGUACCAAUAAAAUUCAAUUGUCAAAAGAAUUGUAGACAUAGAUAGUAUGGGGUUUAGUGCUGCUCGAGCACUAUGGAGUGACAUCAUAUCACUUUUUUUUUCCAAGUGAGGAGGUAAAAUAUUGACAUUUGGCUUAAUCGGGAAAACUUUAAUUGUCACUUUAAGCAUAUUACAUGGAAGAAAACCAAAACACAAAAUGAAUGGUCAAAGCUGUCAUCAUUAAAUCUGAAGCCAGAUUUAUCAACUGUCAGCACCAGUUCAGACUUAUAGCAUCAAGAAGCUGCUGUUGGGGUUUUUAAAUAUGCACUGUGUAUUCUGUGGCAGAAAGUGGCAGGGGAAAUAAAACAAUGCAAACACCUCUCAACCUGAGAACAUGGAAGAAUCUCUGGAUACAGAGACUGCAUAGAGAAAAACAGCACCCUAAAAUAGCUUCUAAACAACUUCUAUAAUGAAGUUUUUAUGCAGUGUAGGUGUUUAAAGUUGGGCUUUAAAGUUCACAAAAACACAACCUACUUUUAAUGCUUUCAAUUUAAGACUAUUUCCAAACUUCACUUCAGUUUACAUUGUUUACAUUGUGUGCUUCUGAUUAACAAAUGCAGCUAAAUGAGUUACCUCUUAUGGGAAAACUGAAGUCUUUGGCAUGUCUCAGAUAUAAUUAAACUAUACUAAAAAUAUGAUUUACUACCAUAAACAUGAAGCGCACUUUCAAAAACCUUUUCAGUAAAGUUAUAAUUAUUAUGUAAAUGACAACAAUAAAUUAACACUGUCUUUCAAUACUAUAAUAUUAAUGUAAACUGAUUAUUACUUAAUUUAAUUUUUAAGAAAUUCUACCAAGGAGUUUUUAUUUUAAAUAAGCUUUUUGUGUCUUAUUGUGUCUGUAAACACAAUAGUUUAAAAAGCAUGAAAAGUGGCAAAAACCCUUAUAAUUUAAAAUAUUCUCACAAGUGUCAUCUUUAUUGUCAGCACACAGAAAUUAAAAUAUAUUUAAAAUAGUGUAAGCAUAUACAUAUAUACCCAGCUACUUUAGGGUGUUUUAAAAGUCAUAUUAAUGACAGAGAGCUAUAUAAAACAAACUGUUAUUUUUGGCUAUUUUUACUGUCUUUGUUUGUAUUGACAACAUAUAGACACAUUGUGAAUGAUAUAUGGUGGCUCUAAAUAGCUUGCUACUUUGGAUCUCUGACCUCUUCUUCGAGGACAAAUAACAUCAAACUUUCAUAAAAUGUCUUUUAUCUUUAAAAUUGUGCUUAAAAUUCUGCUGCCUUAGUUUGUUUUGGCAACUGCAUACAAAUAUAUUAAUUGCAUUGUGUUAGUAUGUUGAUUUACACUAUAUGCAGUUCAAAAACACAACAUUUAUUUAGAGGUUCUUUUCUUUGAUUGCACAGCGUCAUCGUACCACUGUAAUUUUUAAUUAGCCAUUGGUUAAACUGACACUAGUGGAACCAGAUAUGGUUUCAAUCACCAAUAACAUUCCAUUGACAUGCAUAACAGAUACAACAGAAAUACGGAGCCUGGGCUGCCACACACUCUGUAAGCUUUGCUUGUGAAAUAAAUAAAUGUAUUGCUCUUUAUAUUUGCACUAAUUUCUCACUUUUCAAUAAAGUUACUUUAACACUU
Messenger RNA from Oreochromis niloticus (Nile tilapia), 3525 nucleotides. Its product is annotated as major histocompatibility complex class I-related gene protein-like. NCBI's taxonomy places the organism in Eukaryota, Metazoa, Chordata, Actinopteri, Cichliformes, Cichlidae. The record is from RefSeq and is a predicted model, not a curated record. The transcript is spliced from 7 exons. Gene Ontology annotation, cellular component: external side of plasma membrane. Bases 331 to 1323 code for a protein of 330 amino acids. Gene Ontology annotation, biological process: immune response.